Molecule: messenger RNA, 780 nt
Organism: Elephantulus edwardii (Cape elephant shrew)
Lineage: Eukaryota; Metazoa; Chordata; Mammalia; Macroscelidea; Macroscelididae
Gene: GUCD1
Product: guanylyl cyclase domain containing 1
Exons: 6
Coding region: 61-780 (239 amino acids)
Source: RefSeq, a predicted model, not a curated record
UCAGCUCCAGCCGUCACCCGCACCGGGCCGGGGCCAUGGGCGCCCUGCGCCGCCCGGGUCAUGAGGACGGAGGCGGAGGCAGCGGGUCCGCCGCUCGAACCGGGGGACUUGGUGCAGCUGCCCGUGCCAGUCAUCCAGCAGCUAUACCAUUGGGACUGCGGCCUGGCUUGCGCAAGGAUGGUGCUGAGGUACUUAGGCCAGCUGGACGACGAGGAGUUUGAGAGUGCCCUGCAGGCAUUGCAGCUGACCAGGAGCAUCUGGACCAUAGACCUGGCCUACCUCAUGCGCCACUUUGGCGUGAGGCACCGCUUCUGCACCCAAACCCUGGGCGUCGACAAGGGCUACAAGAACCAGUCCUUCUACAGGAAGCAUUUUGACACCGAGGAGACCCGGGUCAACCAGCUGUUCGCACAGGCCAAGGCCUGCAAGGUGCUGGUGGAGAAAUGUGCCGUGAGCAUCCAGGACAUCCAGGCCCACCUGGCCCAGGGCCACGUGGCCAUCGUGCUGGUGAACUCGGGCGUGCUGCACUGUGACCUGUGCUCCAGCCCCGUCAAGUACUGCUGCUUUGUCCCCCGCGGCCACCACUGCUUCUGUCGCACGCCUGACUACCAGGGCCACUUCAUCGUGCUGCGUGGCUACAGCCGGGCUGCAGGCUGCAUCUUCUACAACAACCCAGCCUAUGCCGACCGUAUGUGCAGCACCAGCGUCAGCAACUUCGAGGAAGCCAGAACCAGCUAUGGCACAGAUGAGGACAUCCUGUUUGUCUACCUGGAGAGCUGA